Messenger RNA from Ceratotherium simum simum (southern white rhinoceros), 1222 nucleotides. NCBI's taxonomy places the organism in Eukaryota, Metazoa, Chordata, Mammalia, Perissodactyla, Rhinocerotidae. The record is from RefSeq and is a predicted model, not a curated record.
UCUGCUGGCAUGGGCUCUAAGUGCCGGGCACUGACCACAGCGGGCAGUGAAGGGUCAGGCAAGCCUUGGAGAAGGUGAGGUCUGGAGGUCGAAGCCCGGGUCAGGAGGAGACAAGGGUUAAACGGCCGGAGGUGGGCAGCACCUGAGAGUGAAGCCGGAGAUGCCCGGCAAACAGUCGGUUGAGGAACAGGUGGUGGUGGGGACUGCGGAGAACGGAGCUGAGGAGGACCUGGGGGGCCUCACGAUGGAGGAGCUCCGGCAGGGCCAGGAGGCGGCCCUGGGGCUGGAGGACAUGAUGACGCUGAGCACCCAGACCCUGGUCCGAGCUGAGGUGGACGAGCUCUACCAGCAAGUGCGACCCCUGGGCCAGGGCCGCUUCGGCCGGGUCCUGCUGGUCACCCACCGUCAGAAAGGCACGCGCAUGGCGCUGAAGCAGCUCCCAAAGGCCUCUACUUCCCUCCGGGGCUUCCUGUAUGAGUUCUGCGUGGGGCUCUCGCUGGGCAGGCAUCCGGCCAUCGUAGCAGCCUAUGGCAUUGGCAUCGAGUCAGCCAACUCCUACAGCUUCCUGACGGAGCCCGUCCUGCACGGGGACCUCAUCGCCUUCAUCCAGCCCAAGGUGGGCCUCCCCCAGCCAGCAGCCCAGCGCUGCGCAGCCCAGCUGGCCUCAGCCCUGGAGCACAUCCACUCCCACGGCCUCGUGUAUCGGGACCUCAAGCCGGAGAACGUGCUGGUGUGCGACCCGGCCUGCCGGCGGGUCAAGCUGACCGACUUCGGCCACACGCGGCCCCGCGGGACCCUGCUCCGCCUGGCUGGGCCGCCCAUCCCCUACACAGCCCCUGAGCUCUGCAGCCCCCCACCGCUCCCCGAGGGCCUGCCCAUCCAGCCCGCCCUGGACGCGUGGGCUCUGGGCGUCCUGCUCUUCUGCCUUCUCACCGGCUACUUCCCCUGGGACCAGCCCCUGGCCGAGGCCGACCCCUUCUACGAGGACUUUGUCAUCUGGCAGGCCUCGGGCCAGCCCCAGGACCGGCCCCAGCCCUGGUUCGGCCUGACGCCCGUGGCAGAUGCUCUGCUGUGGGGGCUGCUGGACCCUCAGCCCCGGAAGAGGAGCCCCGUGAGCUCCGUGCGGGGCUACCUGGGGCGCCCCUGGAGGCAGCGGGAGGGGGAAGCGGAAGAGGUGGACAUGGGGGACGAGGAGGACAGAGAGUGAGAAGGGCCUGGGCCG